Molecule: messenger RNA, 543 nt
Organism: Aspergillus oryzae RIB40
Lineage: Eukaryota; Fungi; Ascomycota; Eurotiomycetes; Eurotiales; Aspergillaceae
Exons: 1
Coding region: 1-543 (180 amino acids)
Source: RefSeq, a predicted model, not a curated record
AUGAAUCCAUUCAAAACGCCCCCUCAAUUGAACCCACACCCCAAAUUCCUCACACCAACUCCUUUCAAACCAAAAGGACCAACCGUCUCCCCUCCCACAACCCCCGAAACGCACAGAGACAACCUCAGCGACAUUCUCAGCGACAGUGACAUCAGCAUCCUCGACCUCGGUCCAAGCCUCUCCGCCCGCAACACCUCUUGCUACCAAGCACCCAGCACAACCAACACAACUCUCGCCCGAGACACGAAGCAAACCUCCUACCUCACCGCACCGACUACUGGGCAUGGACACGGUCCAAUCAUGGCCCAAGACAUGAAUACUCGACAUACUCCCACAUCCCCGUCACUGAAAGAUACAACACAGGGAGCGGAUAUCACGCCCAAGAAACUCAAGAUGAGGACCGGGUCUGUGAGGGGUGCUUUGAGGACUUUUUCGUCGCCGCUUUUGUCGCCAUUGCGAAGUGGUACUGGGAAGGUUGGGAGGCCGGGAGUUAAUCGGGCGAAGACUUCGUUCAGAGGUGUUGGGGGUGCUUUGGAGCGUUGA